Messenger RNA from Phytophthora nicotianae INRA-310, 348 nucleotides. RefSeq lists its product as hypothetical. The coding region runs from base 1 to 348 and encodes 115 amino acids. The record is from RefSeq and is a predicted model, not a curated record. The transcript has a single exon. NCBI's taxonomy places the organism in Eukaryota, Oomycota, Peronosporomycetes, Peronosporales, Peronosporaceae.
AUGGUGAAGAUCAGGUGCGCGGUCGUUGGCAAAGCGCCAAGCGACAUGUUCUCUGUGGAAAUGAACCCAGAUCAACAAGUGAAUGACUUAAAGGGCGCAGUCAAAGAUGAACCCUCAGCAAUGAUCACAUGUAAUUCAUGGAGCCUACAGCUUGUCCUGGCGAAGAAGGACGGGAGGUGGCUGACAGAAAACUAUGUGCUGGACGGCAAGUGGGACACCGAUGAUAGAACGGUUUGCGUGUAUGAGAAGCGAAACUCGCUGAUACUGGUUUGUCAGAGGAUGAAGUGCGAGUCCAACUCGACGAUCAGGAGUUUGCUGAUGGAUACGGCUCUGCGCACGUGCUGGUGA